GCUCUUCUGCUCAUGCGCAGAGCCCGUCCACCUAAACAGUGUAACUGACAAGACGAGUUGCCAGAGUGUGUUCGUACUGCCAGAAAACUCGCUCGGUUCUUAUUUGUGCCCAAGUCAAAUCCAUCUUUAUUUAUUUAAACCGACCCAACCGCGCACUAAGUUUAUUUCAGUCGCGAAGAGCCGUUUCCCCAGUGCCAGAGCUUUCAUUGAGAAGUUCGCGUUUACGGCGGCAUUGUUCGGGGCCAUACGCCGGUUUAUAUUAACUUCAGUACAGCGCGAGAGCCACGCGCGGUCUCUUUAUUCCCACACGCGCACUUUGAUACAUCGUAACAAUUUCUCUCUCUUUUUUUUUUUUUUUUUUUUUUUUUGGUUGCGAAAAUGGCCGCAACUGCGUUUGAAAUGGACGGGAGUGUAAUGGAAGGGGGAGGACAGAUUCUGAGGGUUUCCGUGGCGCUCAGCUGCAUCCAAGGGACGUCCAUCAAAAUAAAUAAAAUCCGAGCCGGCAGAAGUACACCGGGUUUGAGGCCCCAGCAUCUGUCAGGUCUCGAGCUGGUGAGGGACAUGUGCAGCGGCAGUCUGGAAGGAGCCACAGUGGGAUCCACGGAAAUUACGCUUGCUCCUGGGAAAAUCAAGGGGGGGAAUCACAUCGCAGACACUCAUACGGCCGGAAGCGUGGGACUGCUGAUGCAGGUCUCGCUGCCGUGUGCCCUCUUCGCUCAGGGUCCGUCAGAGCUGUGCCUGAAGGGAGGAACCAAUGCUGAGAUGGCACCCCAGAUCGAUUACACACUGAAGGUCUUCAAACCAAUCGCGGAGAGAUUCGGAGUUCAGUUUGUCUGCGAUUUGAAAAUGAGAGGUUACUAUCCUAAGGGAGGAGGUGAGGUGGUGCUCAAGGUGAAUCCUGUGAAGGAACUGAGUCCCAUCAACUUGACCGAAAGAGGGAAUAUCACCAAGAUCUACGGCAGGGCCUUCGUGGCUGGAGUGCUGCCCUUUAAGUUGGCGAAGGACAUGUCCACAGCGGCGGUCCGCACUAUCAGAAAAGAAAUUAAGGAUCUGUACAUAAACAUUCAGUCUUUGCAAGAGAAGGACAAGGCCUGCGGCAAUGGCAAUGGGAUUAUAAUAAUUGCAGAAUCAUCCACCGGCUGCUUAUUUGCAGGAUCAUCUCUUGGCAAAAAAGGUGUAUAUGCUGACAAAGUUGGCAUCGAGGCUGCAGAAAUGUUGCUGAGAAACAUCAGGCAUAAUGGUUGCGUGGACGAGUUCUUGCAAGACCAGCUUAUUAUUUUCAUGGCCUUGGCAAACGGCACAUCCAGAAUACGAACGGGCCCAAUCACUCUCCACACACAAACGGCAAUCCACGUGGCCGAGCAGCUCACAAAUGCAAAAUUUGUUAUAAGUAAAUCAGAGGAUGAGCUUGCUAACAAUACCUACGUUAUCGAGUGCCAAGGAGUGGGUGCCACCAAUCCUAACUUGUGAAUGCAUGGAUUCGUCGUCCCCGGCCGAGAUGAGGAGGACUGGUAGCAGAGACACACUACUACUGUAACUGACCGGAUGACACAAAGAUAACUUUAUUAUCUUUAUGUUCUUCGCAAUUAAUGAUUCAAUUUUUUGUGCUGACCACCGAGUAGGUUCAUAUUUGUCCCCUUUUGUGUCCCCUUCAGAAACUUUCGUUGUUACUCAGGGUAUUGCCUUACACUGUAAUGAAACGGACACUUUGAACUAUUCACGCAAUAUUCGCAGAAUCCUUACUGUUUUUGGGCAAAAUCGCUUUCCGCACGCUAACAAGCCUUAAAGUUUAAUUAAACCCUUCUGAUACUGUUAUCGAUAACAAUAGUUUAACCAAUUUGCAUGGAGGUAGAAAAAUACAUGUAUGUCACUGGUAAAUUAGUGCACUGUGUGUACGAGGAGGAACGUUUUUCAUCUAAGUUUAUGGUUCCAUGUAGCUGCUUUGUUUUGUUUUUUUGUAUUCGUUAUUUAAGUCGCUUCUACAUCGUUUCCGAAAUUUCAUUGCCAUCUUAUUCUAUUUUCAUUGACGUUCUUAGCUAAUUUUGUCUUUUUGACUAUGAAAAUUGAUUCAUACAUAAUUUCUAUUUGUUAUUUAUAAGAUGGAAUUUCAGAUGUAAUUGUAAUUGUUCUUUUGCGCAAUUAUUUUUUACGUUUUUUUUGUUUUUUUUUUGCUACUUUAGAUGACCAUGUUCUUUUUGUUAUUUGCAUUUAAAAUUGUGGAGAAAAAAUACAAUAAAAUAAAAGCGAUAGACAUACAGUCUUUCA
Messenger RNA from Carassius auratus (goldfish), 2265 nucleotides. RefSeq names its product RNA 3'-terminal phosphate cyclase-like. Lineage: Eukaryota; Metazoa; Chordata; Actinopteri; Cypriniformes; Cyprinidae. Gene Ontology annotation, cellular component: nucleus. The record is from RefSeq and is a predicted model, not a curated record. The transcript has 11 exons. The coding region runs from base 379 to 1470 and encodes 363 amino acids. Gene Ontology annotation, biological process: RNA processing. Gene Ontology annotation, molecular function: RNA-3'-phosphate cyclase activity.